CAAGAUGUCUUCCUUUGUCAAAAUAGCCCUCGUUUUCUCAUCUAUGGUGUCCAUCCAUGUUGGACUGACUCCUCCAAAUCGUCCUCCCCCGGUGGAUGUUCAGUUCAUACCCCCCGAGAAAGGGUCGGUUCGGACCAGUGAGGUCGUUCUGAGACGAAUAUUGUCUUCAGGUGGCCCGGCGACCUACUUCAAGGCACUGUUCUGGACUUUCUGCACGCUAGAAUCCAUACUUAUCCUCUCCGUAACUUAUCCCAAGUCGCCUGUAUCGCAGCUCAUGGCGACUCUCUUCCCCACCUCAACCGCCAUAUGCCAUCCAACACCCUUCGCCGUCAUCUGUACCCUCAUCACGCUCUCCGGAGGCUUCCUUCGCGUGCAUUGCUUCCGCGCUUUGGGGAAAUUCUUUACCUUCGAGCUUUCUCGGCAGGAGAACCAUAAGCUCAUCACCUCGGGAGCGUACUCCCAUGUCCGACAUCCUUCCUAUCUAGGUGCGCUCCUCACGUUCGCCGGUGCCAUGCCGCUUUUCGCAGGCCCAGGCUCGUGGGUAUGGGAAAGCGGUAUCCUCAGAACCAUUUGGGGCGUUGCGGGGCUCGCCUUGUGGUACGGAGGAAUCGUCCUCAUGCUAGGAACGUUGAUGUUCAGGCUGAAAAGUGAAGACGAGUUCAUGCGGAGAGAGUUUGGAAAGGAAUGGGAAAAAUGGGCCGAUGAGGUGCCAUACCGGUUGAUUCCACUGAUUUACUGAAUGCAAAUAGAGGAGCAUCAUGAUUAUUUUCGUACAGUACUAAUUGAUGGUUGCAAACUUUAGCUUCGGCGGUCCGGACCGUUGCCAUGAAUGUUCUUGCACAUAAAAGCCAUACCCACCCCUAUCGUCAGUUGAAUGAGUGGCGUGGGGGCACAUCGUCGAGUUCUCUGGUCUCCAUCAGGUGUUCCUAUUCCAACACGAUAACCCUGUAAAGAUGGCUGAGUUUCUGACUGUCUGGAUUGUCCCUACGGCUGCAUUUCCAACUACAAAAGUUCC
Molecule: messenger RNA, 1015 nt
Organism: Desarmillaria tabescens
Lineage: Eukaryota; Fungi; Basidiomycota; Agaricomycetes; Agaricales; Physalacriaceae
Exons: 2
Coding region: 5-739 (244 amino acids)
Biological process (GO): C-terminal protein methylation
Cellular component (GO): membrane
Molecular function (GO): protein C-terminal S-isoprenylcysteine carboxyl O-methyltransferase activity
Source: RefSeq, a predicted model, not a curated record